GCCGAGGAAGGUGAGCGAGUGUCUGGAGGGGAGGACUCGGGAGCGCGACCAGCCGAGGGAUCGAUCGGAUUAAACUCGAUUUGAGUGAAAUUAACACAAAGGAGAGAAGAGCAACGCACACUAGUCGGCGAGGUCGCAGAUGCGAGACACGCCGGAGAAAUAUUUCAUGAAUAAGAAACUUGAACUUUUUUUCCUCUGUUUAUUUAUAUUUCAAACGAAAAAAGGACCACGGUGGAUUUUUUUUCAAGCCAGCGGAGAUACUAACCCUACUAACGAGGAGUUGAUUUGAUAAAAAGCCCGAAGUGACCGAGCUUGUUGGGAACCAUGGAGUAGCAAGCUUCAGAUUAGCAGCUAGCUGAUUAGCUCCUCACUGCACAACACACCUCCCUCCAUCCAGUCCCCUCCAUCUGUGGGCCCCCCACCCAGCCAUGGCGGACCCAGGGAUGUUGAGUUUGUUCGGGGACGAUGCAGGGCUCUUCUCAGAUGGAUUAGAUGGUUUAGGAGACUGCUUCCCUCAGCAGCCGGCCCCUGCCCAGUCCACCCCUUUAGCCCCGCAGACUAAUCCCUCUCUGAACCACGAGCACCAGGGAAACAGGGGCUACCACCAGGGGAUGAUCCACGGCGCUGGGGCCGGCCCAGGGCAGCCCAAACUGGGGCAAAUGUACGACCACGGCCCCUACACAGGCUAUGAUCAACCCGGAGCCCCCGGGGGAAGAAUGAUGGCCCAGAAUGGUCCCAGCCAGGGGCCGCCAAACGUGAACCCCGCCAUGAACGGCAUGGCUUCCCACUACCAUAAUAACCCGGCUAACUCUAGCAACCCCCACCACGGGUACCCGGGUGACGCUGGGGGGGGAGGAGGUGGGGGUGGAGUUUGGGGCCAGCAGCAGCAGCAGCAGCAGCAGCAGCAGAGCAGAUCAGCUUAUCAGCAGCCUCCGACACAACCAGGGGGCGGCCCCAACCAGAUGGGAGGCUACCAGAUGUCUCAAGGCAACUACGGUGGGAUGCAAGGCCCGCCUACACCCAAUGCAGCUCGCAUGAACCAACACUACCCUUCACAGAGCAUGGCGCCCCCUCCUGCUCAGGACCAAUCUCACUACCUGGGACAUGUCGGAAUGGGGGGGGCCCAGAUGAGACACCCUCAGCCCCAGUCACAACCCCAGGGCUAUACCAACAUGGGCCAUACACCCCGUUACCCACACUCCCCCUCCCGACAGCCUCCGCACCCCCACCAGCACCAACAAGGUAUGGCGGGGUUCGGGGGUGCCCAAUACCCUGGCUAUCAGGCCCAGUAUGGAGCCAUGGGACCUGGGAUGGGCCAGGGUGCUAAUGCUAAUGCUAACACCAGCCAGGCCAUGGGACCAGGACAGCUCGGGCAGAGGUUCAACCAGGGAUCAGGCCCGGGAGCAGGGCAGCAGGGCCAGCGCUACCCCCCUGGACCACCUCACCAACCCCAACCCCACCAGACCCAUCCUGCCCCGAUGCAGCAGCAGGCCGGGCAGCAAGGCCAGCCUAUGCAUCCCCAACACCCCCAGAACCUCCCUCAGCCCCAAAACCCACCCCAGUCCCACCUCGCCCCCCCCGCUCAGGGAUCUUACCCCUCCCCCUCAUCCAUGUCGCCCAUGCGGGUUUUGGGAACCCCAACACCUCCUCCGCAACAAGGCAGACCCCCUAGUGCGGGGCUAGCUGGACCCCCAGAGGUUGCAGGGUACACCGCCCUGCAGUCUCCACCCAAUGCCAUGGCCCAUCCACAGAGAACUCCCCAAAUCCCUCUGUCUACCCCGCACCCCCAACACCAGCAGCCCCACAACAUGCCCCCGAACACAGGGCAGAUGUACCCCGGCAUGGGGCCGCAGCGGGGCCCACAAAUGGGGCCAAACAGGCCUCAGAUCCAGCAACAGCAAGGGCCUCUUGAAGCUCCAGUCAGCCAGGGGGGAGACCAGCGUCUGCUCCAGGCCCAGCAGCAGGCCUCUCGAAGCGCGCAGCCCCUGCAGCCCGCCCCCAUGGGUUUCCAGGGUCCCACUGUCAGUCAGCACGGAGUUCCGGCCCCGAACCAGAGCUUGGCGCCACCCGCCCCGAACGCUCAGGCGCAGCACGCACACAUGCCUACUCAGGCCCACCACCUGCAGAGCACGCCCCCUCCCCCCAACCAGGCCUCCCACCCAUGGGCACCUCCGCCUCCCGCCGCCCACCCGCUCUCCUCACCCCCUCUCACCCCACAGAAAGUGCCUCACGUACAGCAUUCCCCCAGUGACCCAUCAGGCGACGCCUCAAUGAUGGUUCCUGACAGGCCGACAGUCGGCGCCGGAGCCCCCGGCCAGCCUAUCAGCACAGAGCAGCCCAGCGACCAGGAGACCAAGCCAAAAAAGAAGAGGAAGAAGAAAGCUAAAAUAGUGGAUGCGGAGGAAGAAGAGGGAGGGAAAAAGGCAGCAAGAGAUGGAGCCGGAGGAGAGGAAAGCGUCAAGUCAGAGUUUCCGGGAACAGGAAGUGAUGCGGGUGAACAGGUUACUGGCACAGGAACUGUAGAGGGAAGUUCACCACUGGUGGAGGAGAAGAAAAAGAGGAAAAAGAAACCAAAGGAGAAGGCAGAGGGCAAGGAGGCCAAGGAGCCCAAGACCCCGAAGACGCCCAAAACACCCAAGACCCCCAAAGAGCCCAAGGAGCCCAAGGAGAAGAAACCCAAGAGCUCCACGCCCAAAAGCAAGACCCCCAAGAAAACCAGCAGUAAGAAGGUGGAGUCUGAGGGCGGGACUAGCGCUGCUAAGAAGGAUUCCAAGAGGAAGAGAGAGUCGUCAGUCAGCGACGAUGUGGAGGUGAAGUCUCCGCCCCCCUCAGCUCCUGAAGAUGACGACGAUGAUGGCGUACAGAAGCGUCGCUCCAGCCGUCAGGUGAAGAGGAAGAGGUACACGGAGGAUCUGGAGUUCAGGAUCUCAGAGGAGGAUGACAGCGGAGACGACUCACCAACACCCAAGUCCCCAUCGUCACAACAACAGGAUGUGGCUGAGGCUGAGGGGCCUGUCGUGGAGAAGAUCAUGGGCAAACGCAUCACCAAGAAACAGCUGGAGUCGGGGGAGGAAGUGGAGGUGGAGGAGUUCUACGUCAAGUUCAAGGGCUUUUCAUACCUCCACUGUCGUUGGGCAGACCUGGAGGAGCUGGAGAAGGACAAGAGAAUACACCAGAAGGUCAAGAGGUUCAGGGCCAAGCAACAGCUCAACAACUUCAUAACAGAGAUGGAUGAUGAGCCUUUUAACCCGGACUACGUGGAGGUGGACCGCGUCCUAGAUGUUUCAGAGAGCACAGAUGAAAACGGAGAGACGGUGACCUUAUAUCUGGUGAAAUGGUGCAGUCUGCCUUACGAAGACUCCACCUGGGAGCUGAAGGCCGACAUCGACCAGUCCAAGAUUGAGGAAUAUGAACGCAUCGCAGACCGCACACCCAACACUAAGAGAGUGGAUCGGCCUCCUGCAGCCGACUGGAAAAAGCUGGAGGGCUCCAGGGAAUACAGGAACGGCAACGCACUCAGGGAAUACCAGCUGGAAGGCCUCAACUGGCUAACCUUCAACUGGUUCAACUCACGUAACUGUAUCUUGGCUGACGAGAUGGGUCUGGGAAAGACCAUCCAGUCCAUUACAUUCCUCUACGAGAUGUACAUGAAGGGCAUUGAGGGGCCAUUCCUGGUCAUUGCCCCGCUCUCCACCAUCCCAAACUGGGAGAGAGAGUUCAGGACCUGGACUGAGCUCAACGCGGUGGUCUACCACGGCAGCCAGGCCAGCCGCAAGACUAUUCAGGCGUACGAGAUGUACUACAGAGACACACAGGGUAAGAUAAUAAAGGGAGCGUAUCGGUUCCAUGCGGUGAUAACAACCUUUGAGAUGAUUCUGACUGACUGUCCGGAGCUGCGUAGCGUGCCGUGGCGCUGUGUGGUGAUAGACGAAGCCCACCGCCUCAAAAACCGAAACUGCAAACUACUGGAGGGACUCAAAAUGAUGGACAUGGAGCACAAAGUUCUGUUGACGGGAACUCCUCUCCAGAACACCGUGGAGGAGCUCUUCAGCUUACUCAACUUCCUGGAACCCGAGCGCUUCCCGUCUGAACAGACAUUCAUGACUGAAUUUGGAGACCUUAAGACUGAAGAACAGGUUCAGAAACUGCAGGGCAUUCUGAAACCCAUGAUGUUGAGAAGACUGAAGGAGGACGUGGAGAAGAAUCUGGCCCCCAAGGAGGAGACCAUCAUUGAGGUGGAGCUGACCAACAUACAGAAGAAAUACUACCGGGCCAUUUUGGAGAAGAAUUUCUCAUUCCUGUCCAAAGGAGGUGCAGCAGGAGGUGGAGGCGGAGGAUCCAGCGUCCCCAACCUCCUCAACACCAUGAUGGAGCUGAGGAAAUGCUGCAACCACCCCUACCUCAUUAACGGAGCGGAAGAGAAGAUCGCAGAGGAGUUCAGGGACUCCCACGGCGGCAGGGCUGACAUGCCGGACAUGGCCCUCCAAGCCAUGAUCCAGGCUGCUGGCAAGCUGGUGCUCAUCGACAAGCUGCUGCCCAAACUGAAGGCGGGCGGGCACAGAGUCCUGGUGUUCAGUCAGAUGGUCCGCUGUCUGGACAUCCUGGAGGACUACCUCAUCCAGAAACGAUAUCCUUAUGAACGUAUAGACGGCAGAGUUCGUGGUAACCUGCGGCAGGCAGCCAUCGACCGCUUCUCCAGACCGGACUCGGACCGUUUUGUCUUCCUGCUGUGCACGAGAGCCGGAGGCCUCGGCAUCAACCUGACGGCAGCAGAUACCUGCAUCAUCUUUGACUCAGACUGGAACCCUCAGAAUGACCUGCAGGCUCAGGCCAGGUGUCAUCGUAUCGGACAGUCCAAGGCCGUCAAGAUCUACCGCCUGAUCACCAGGAACAGCUACGAGAGGGAGAUGUUCGACAAGGCCAGCCUGAAGCUGGGCCUCGACAAGGCCGUCCUUCAGAGCAUGAGUGGACGGGAGAACGCCAACAGCGGGGUCCAGCAGUUGUCCAAGAAGGAAAUCGAGGAUCUGCUGAGAAAGGGAGCAUACGGAGCUUUAAUGGACGAGGAAGACGAAGGCUCAAAAUUCUGUGAGGAAGACAUCGACCAAAUCCUUCAGAGACGAACACACACCAUCACUAUAGAGUCUGAGGGCAAGGGCUCCACCUUUGCUAAGGCCAGUUUUGUUGCAGCAGGUAACCGAACAGACAUUUCUCUGGAGGAUCCAGACUUCUGGCAGAAAUGGGCCAAGAAGGCCGAGCUUGACCUGGAUGCCAUCAAUGGACGGAACACACUGGUGAUCGACACACCGAGGGUGAGGAAGCAAACGCGACACUUCAGCAGCGUCAAAGAGGACGAGAUGCUCGAGUUCUCCGAGCUGGAGAGCGACGAUGACGAACCCAGCAAACCCUCAUCCAAACCACGGCGGCCCCAAGACAAAACUCAAGGCUACCCCCGAUCCGAGUGCUUCAGAGUGGAGAAGAACCUGCUGGUCUACGGUUGGGGCAGGUGGAGUGACAUCCUGGCUCACGGUCGCUUCAAGCGCCCCCUGAAGGAGGCCGAUGUGGAGACUAUCUGCAGAGCGCUCCUGGCCUACUGCUUGCUGCAUUACCGCGGAGACGAGAACAUCAAGAGCUUCAUCUGGGACCUGAUCACCCCAAGUGAAGACGGCACAACCAAGACGCUGACCAACCACUCUGGUCUCUCCACCCCAGUCCCUCGGGGCAGGAAGGGGAAGAAGGGGAAGCCCGCAGCCCCGCCUCCACAGACCCCACGAGCUGAUUGGCUGGCCAGCUGCAACCCUGACCACUUACUGCAAGAGGAUAGCUACAAGAGACAUCUGAAACAUCACUGCAACAAGGUGCUGCUGAGGGUGAGGAUGCUGUAUUAUCUGCGACAGGAAGUCAUAGGCGACCAGGCCGAGCGCAUCCUGGAAGGAGCUGAAUCCAGUGAGCUGGAUAUCUGGAUCCCCCAGCCGUUCCACGCCGAAGUCCCAGCCGACUGGUGGGACAGCGAGGCAGACAAAUCCCUACUCAUCGGCGUCUUCAAACAUGGCUAUGAGAAGUACAACUCGAUGCGAGCUGACCCCGCCCUGUGUUUCUUGGAGAGGGUGGGCAUGCCGGACGCCAAGGCUAUCGCCGCUGAGCAGAGGGGCACCGACAUGAUGGCAGAUGGCGCCGAGGGUGAGGACGAGGAUCCAGAGUACAAGCCACUGCGAAUGCCUUUUAAAGACGACCUCGACGACUUCACCAACUCGCCACUGGAUGACAAAGAUGACGCUGGGGAAGGUGAAGCUGAAGCUAAAUCGGCCGAAAAUGGCCAAAGUGUGUCUGCUGUGGCCGGAGCUUCGGGCUCCAACGAGCGACUAUAUUGGCCGGCCGCCUCGGCUCUGACUGCCCGUCUGCGCCGCCUCAUCACGGCCUACCAGCGCUCCAACCGCAGGGAGCAGCUCCGCCAGGAGGCCCUUAACCGGCCCGACGGCCGCAGACGACGACGCAGGGAGUUCCUGCCGGCCAUGGGCAUGGUUACCGAUGCAGCUGGAGGCGGAGCGACUUACAUCCAGGACGGAGCGGGGGUGUUCAUGACAGAAGGAAGCCCGUAUCUGGCUAAAGGCGGUGCUUACUUUGCCAAAGGUGGGCAGUUCAUGCCAGAGGCGUCACCAGUGAUGACCGCCAGCUCCCUGAUGACUGAUGGAGCCAUGUACUACAAGGAGAGAAGACAGAGAUGGACUCGUCGUGAGGAGGCUGACUUCUACCGUGUGGUGUCCACCUUUGGAGUUGUCUUUGACACCCAACGUCAGAAAUUUGACUGGGCACAGUUCAGGGCUUUUGCUCGACUGGACAAGAAGACAGAUGAGAGCUUGGAGAAAUAUUACUAUUCAUUCAUCGCCAUGUGUAAACGGGUCUGCAGGAUGCAGGUCAAGACUGAAACAGAACUUCCAGACCCAACCCUGAUCAUCGACCCCAUCACAGAGGAGCGUGCCUCCCGCACCUUGUACCGCAUUGAGCUGCUCCGUCGCAUCCGAGAGCAGGUCCUCCCCCACCCACUGCUCUCUGAGCGCCUCAAGCUUUGCCAGCCCUCCCCAGACCUCCCAGAGUGGUGGGAGUGUGGCCGCCAUGACCGGGACCUCCUCCUGGGGGCCUCUAAGCACGGCGUAAGCCGCACAGAUUAUCACAUUUUAAACGAUCCCACCUUGGCCUUCCUGGAUGCCCACCAGCGCUUUACCAGCCACCGAGGGCCUGCGGUCAGCGUGGGAGCCCAGGGAGAGAUCACCAAAGCGGGAGCAGCGGAAAGCAUCACGGCGCCCCUCCUCACCUCCGCAGAGCUGGCGAGCGCUGCAGCCGCUGCUCAAAUUGCUGUUGAUGCAGCUAAAGAGGAGGAAGGAGAGGGAAUGGAGGUGAAAACAGAGGUGAAAAUGGAAACAGAGAAAGGGGAAGCUGACAACAUUCCAUGUACCAAGACUAAAACUCCGGAUGAACAGAAGGAAAAUGAGGGAGAGGUCACAGAAGGGAAAGAAGAAAUCACCGCUUCACCGAAGAUGGAGGUGAAGAAUGAAGAGGAGGAGGCCCAACCAAAAACUGAAAAAGAGGAGCAGGAAGAGCAGAAGGAGGAGCAGAGUGCAGAAGAAGAGAAGACUUUGAAGCCAGCUGAUUACGUAGACUCAGCAGAAGAGAAGAAGGACGUUGACUCUCUCAGGGAGCAGACAGAGAAGACGGAGCUCACAGAACAUCCCGACUGCUCUCCGAAAGAUCAAGCAAGCCACAAGACUGCCGAGCAGGAGGACGCAGAGGAGAGGGAGAACCCAGAGGCCCUCAAAUCUCCAAAGUCAGCUGACACAGAGAAAAGCCCGGAGGAGGAAGAGGAGGAGAGGAUGGAUGAAGAUGACAAAUCAGAGAAAUCCUCUCAGGCUGAAGCGAGUGCUGCGUCAGAGCCCAAGAACUUCGACGAAGAGAGCAUUGCGUCUCUGAGCACGUCGGCCCAAAAUGAAACCAGAGAUGGCUUCUGCCCCGACGACCUGCCGGAGACGACCGCACUGCAGGCCUUACAGGACCGAGCCUACGCCUUCUCAUUCUGGCCUAAGGAUCGAGUUAUGAUCAACAGGAUGGAUAACAUCUGCGAGGCCGUCCUGAAGGGCAAGUGGCCUGUCAACAGACGCCACAUCUUUGACUUCCCCAGCAACCUGUUGCCAGGGCACGGCUCCACAGUCACCGCAGCAGCCGUAGCCACGGCGACGGAGAGCCCGCUGCAGAGGCGGAGCCUAGCUGAGCUGACGAUGGCCGGCAUCCAUACGCCUUACAGCGGCAGCGAAGACAAAACACUAUCACCACAGGUUCAUGAGGAUGCUCUGAGCCUGUCAGUGCCUCGCCAGAGGAGGAGGAGGAGGAGAAAGAUCGAGAUCGAGGCGGAGAGGGCAGCAAAGAGACGUAACCUGAUGGAGAUGGUGGCUCAGCUGAGAGAGAGCCACUCUGCUGCAGAGUCCCAGAGCCAGGCUAUAGACCUCACCAAGGGGAUGCACCAUCACCAGAAGGCCUCUCCCUCAUUGGCUGGCUUCCCCAGCGCCCUGGUGACAAGCCCCUCCCUCAAAGCCCAGAUGGAGUUGCUGCAGCAAGCCCCGCCCUCAGCACACAGAGCCAAUGGUUCCCUGGAGGCCGACCUGCCCAUCAUGAGGAGGAGGCGUGGCCGCAGGAAAAAUGUGGAAGGCCUGGAGCUGCUGUUCAUGAGCAACAAGAGAGCAGCAGGGGAUGAUGCUGAUGGGACAAAGGGUUCAGGUGCGGAGGGGGUUCAGGAUGCUGCCCGCGCCCACAGACCCCUCACAGUCCCAGAGCAGAGCCCCAGCGCCAGGUCUCUGGCCUCUGGCAGUCUGGAGGAGGAAGAGGCAGCAGUUUCCAACAAGGAGCUGGGAGAGUGGCUGAGGCAGCACCCGACCUACACCAUGGACAUGGCUGGAUUCACACCAAAGAGCGAGGACUUACUGCUGUCACAGUUUUCGAAGCCCAAGCAGAAGCGCCAUCGCUGUCGAAACCCCAACAAGAUCGACAUCAACACCCUGACUGGAGAAGAGAGAGUGCCUGUGGUCAACAGACGCAAUGGACGCAAGAUGGGUGGGGCCAUGGCUCCACCAAUGAAGGAGCUUCCCAGAUGGUUACUGGAGAACCCAGAGUAUUCUAUUGCCCCUGAUUGGACAGACAUCGUCAAACAGUCGGGUUUCCUUCCAGAAGCCAUGUUUGACCGCCUUCUGACCGGCCCUGUCAUCAGGGAGGAGGGCGUCCGUCGUCGGGGUCGACGACCUAAAUCUGAGAUCGCCAAGGCAGCCGCCGCUGCCCAGGCAGCCGCCGCAGCUCAGGCCGCCCAGGCAUCACUGGCCUCUGCUGCUUCAUCUGCAGGAGGAAUCAACCCUCUGCUGCUGAACAGUCUGUUUGGAGGUGUGGACCUGUCGUCCCUCCAGAGCCUCCAGUCUCUUCAGCUGGCCGCCGGUCUGAUGGCCUUCCCUCCACCCACUGACCCCAAACAGGCUGCCGCCAGCGCCGCCGCUGCCUCCAUGUUGCCCCUCAUGCUGCCCGGCAUGGGAGGCCUCCCCAACAUGGCCGCUGCCCUCCCCAACAUGUUCAGCCUCGGCGGGCUGUUUGGCGGCAACCUGGCGACGGCCGCAGCUGCCGCCGCCGCAUCAAACUCCAUCGCCGCCACAUCACGGAACACCAACGGAACAAUGGAGGGAGAGGGAGCUGAGAGCGAUGAGACGGUGACGGCGAAGAGGAAGCGAGGGGGAGAGGAGAAAGACGAGGGAGAAGACUUGGAUGAGGAAGGAGAAGAGGAGGAGGAGGAGGCUGAUGCUAAUGAGGAAGGAGUGAAGAAGGCAAAGAAGAAGGAGAAAGAUGGCGAGGGAGCGGCAGAGAAAUCGGUGAAUGAUGUCGCUCCUCAGGUCCCAGCUGCAGAUUCAUCAGCCGAGGCCUCCAUCAACGGCGACGCCGCAGCCCUGUUAGCUGCGGCCGGAAUGUCGGCCAACUCCCUGGCGUUCAACCCCUUCCUCCUCUCCACCAUGGCGCCCGGCCUCCUCUACCCCUCCAUGUUCCUACCUCCAGGCCUCGGGGGGCUCAGCCUUCCCGGCUUCCCCACCGCCUCCACCCUGGCCGAGCUGCAGAGCGCCAUGGCCGGAGCGCUGGGGGGCAACGCCGUGACCACAAACCCCCCGAGAGACGAGGAGGAGAAGAAGGGGGGGCUGAAAGCUGCAAGAGAGGAGGAGGUGAAGGUGGGAGGAGAGAGGGACUUGGCUGAGGAGAAGGAGGAAGGAGCAGAGGAGGAGGCGAGAGGCGAGGAUUCAGCCCUGGAGGACGGAGGGAUGGAUGAAGAGGAGGAGGAGGAGGCGGCGGCGUCUCCUCAGAAGGACAAGAGUGACUGAAAUAAAACUCAGACUGACGGGCCUUGGACAUUACCUCACCUCUGACCUCCCCCUCUCCUCCCCCGCCACGUUUACACGCCUCCUCCACAAACAUCCAAACUAUCAUGAACCCUGUUUUUUUUUCCUCCCUUUACAUUGUUGUUGAUGAUUUCUCUCGCUCUUUGUUGUUAUUUUUUGGCCAGGUAUAUUUACGAUGCGUCAGAGAGGACGAGGUGUGUGUGUGUUAAGUUAAAUCUCUCUGAUCGACAGUGUAGUCAGGGAAGCUCCUCACAGCCGCGCGCUCCCAGCCCGGCUCCUCUUCAAACACUCUUCUCUUUCUGUCGGGAAGUGCACUGUGAACGGUGCGCCCGCAGGUUUCUCUCCCACAAUCCUUCAAACGAGACUUCUCAUGGUUCCAAUAGUACUAUUAUUAUUAUUAAUAUUAUUAUUAUUAUUGCUGCUUUCAGCUCUCAGAUCUUUGUUUUGUUCUUUUUGCCUCCCUCUCCACCUGGACUGUUUUGUCAUAGUUGGCAGCAUCUCAUCGUAAAGAGAGGAAGCGCCCGCUGCUGGCGUUUAUUCCGACAUCAGUUCUCGAACAGCAUUACAGCUAAACGCCGCUGUCUGUCUGACAACGCUGCUGCUGCGUGAGGAAUCGUGGGCAGCGAGUUGGUCGAGCUGCUCUGUUUUGGAGCAGAUUUAAAGUUCUCACAUAUCAGACCAGGUCGACUCUGAGGCCUAAAACUCAGUCUCACACACUGACAACACACACAUAUUCCAACACAUACUUGAUCAUUAGCUGCACACACACGCCACUACACACACACUAACCCCCCUGAAGCCUCUCUGUCAUGUGACUGUUCUGGGAGGACUCCUCCCCGCAGCUUUUUUCCUUUGAGUGUAUGUGUGUGUGUGAGUGUGCUUGUGUGCGUGCACACUGAACCAAUACUGUUAAACCCAGUCCCACACUGUUUGAAUACCAGUCUCGAGUCUUUCCACUGCCACAUCUGAAUCCUGUCUCUCCAUCCGAGGCGGCUGGUUUUGGGCACCAGAGUGGCAGGCGGGCUGGGUCUGCCGCCAAUCAGGCAUUUUGAUUGGUCCGCUUUGUGCGGCCCAAACCGGCCGUCCCCGUUUGGGGGUUUCUGUGAAUGGAUUUGGAGCGGUGGUCCACACAGGGAUGUGAUGUUUCAGGUUUAUUCUUUAAAAGGGGGCACAUGACAUGGUUGAUUUUUUCCCGGCCGCUGCCACAUUAAGAUCCUUUAGUUUUCUUUUUGUUUGUUUGUUUGUUUGUUUUCCUUCAUAUCCCGGUAGUUUCAGACCAAGUGCUGCUUCCUAGUGACCUUCUCUUUAAAAAAAGACUGUUUCUCUAGUCACACACACUGACACCAGGCCUGGCCAAAACAGGACUGAGACACAUUUUCAACAGAGUUGGAAAUUCACAAGUUUCUAUAUGAAGUUCAACUCUGGUUGCUGAGUAGGUUUUAAAUACUUGAAGAGGCAGACGGGGCUCAAUUUGUUUCCAUUUCCGCGGCCAGUUUAAAGUGUCUGAGGUAAAUCAAGCGCCGCACGUGGUUCAAAUAUUGAAAAUGCAUUCAAACACACUGUGGCCAGGUCAUUAACAUUUGCUAUCACAGCCAGCCCAGCAGACGCAGAGAGGGAGAACAGGACGCAGGGGGAGAGAUCAGUUUCUGCUGUCUGGGACACACCUUCCCCUUAAACUUCCUUGUUCUCUUCUUUGCUGCUGAGACAGCAAUAACCAAGGCAGCUUUUGAAUGUUCCAUCACUCUCCCAACACACACACGCACACAUACACUAUAUGAAUAACCACAAGUGUCGUAUGAAUAGAAAAACAAAACUAAAACUGUAAAUGAUGACAAAUAAGUACUGCAAUCAAUUUUGUCUCACUCUGUUCCUGUUGAUGCACUGGUGUUAAAGAGUUAAAAUAAUCAGGUACCUUUAUUACUUAGCUACUUUUCUUGAAAAUGGACUUUUUGUUACUUUUAGCCAGCAAGCUGAAGAGCAUUACCUCAAAAUUCUUAUCUAGCCUUGAAGUUUACAGACAUACCAUGUAAAUGUUUUUUUUCUUCCUCUUUUUUUUUUGGUGUUUGUCUUUUUGUUUUUUUUUUUGUUUUUUUUUUUGGAAACAUCAUGUAUGAUGAAUUGUAGCUAUGAUGCUUUUAAUAAAAGUGAAUCAUGAUAUUCGCCUAGGAAACCAAA
This is a messenger RNA of Plectropomus leopardus (leopard coralgrouper), 12584 nucleotides long. RefSeq names its product chromodomain helicase DNA binding protein 7 (gene chd7). Gene Ontology annotation, molecular function: ATP binding; protein binding. Lineage: Eukaryota; Metazoa; Chordata; Actinopteri; Perciformes; Serranidae. The record is from RefSeq and is a predicted model, not a curated record.